This is a messenger RNA of Achroia grisella, 2510 nucleotides long. It is a transcript of the gene spoon, whose product is annotated as A-kinase anchor protein 1, mitochondrial. The record is from RefSeq and is a predicted model, not a curated record. Bases 280 to 2076 code for a protein of 598 amino acids. The transcript is spliced from 8 exons. NCBI's taxonomy places the organism in Eukaryota, Metazoa, Arthropoda, Insecta, Lepidoptera, Pyralidae. Gene Ontology annotation, molecular function: RNA binding.
AUCAAUAUUAUUAGUUGUAUAUGUUGACAAAUCGAAUAAAUUGAUCUAAAUUAAAGUAUUGUCGUUUAUUUUUUAAAUGUUGGCAACUUGCCGUAUGUCGCCAUAUUGAAUUUUGUUGUGCCUAAAAAACAUUGUGAGCACGUGGAUUGUUGGAUUAAUUUAAGCGAAAUUUGAUAGUUAAAUCAGUUACCACACCUAUUUGGAUUGUUGUCAGUUAUUUAAUUGAAAGUGGAAACAUUAUUUGUUUGAUAUCAAAAUUGUUAAAAGUGGCUCUUUACAAUGGCUCCAUGUCGCCAACUACUCAUGUGGUCAGUACCAUCUAUAGCAGUCUUAUUGGGGAUUUUUUGGUUCAGAAAAAAGAGAGAAUUUGCAAAAUCUGACCCAGGUGGAAGAGAAAGGAUAAAAAGUCUUAAAGAGGAGUUAGCUGAAGCAUUGAAUGGUGAAGCAGAAGAUAUAAAAGCUUCACCACUAAGCAAUACUGAUCGCUCCAUAGUAAAAUCUGCACCAAUCAAUAUUGUUCCUAAUGGUAGUGGUUCACAGCGGUCAUCCCCUCUGGAAUUAACCGAUGAAGAAGUUGAUAUAGAAAUAGAAAAGAUUAUAAGAAAGAAAUCCUUAGAAAAAGACAAAAAGAUGUCUUUCAAUGAAAAUCAUAUAGUGGUUAGCUCAUCUUCCAAGCAGCCUACUUUUGUUAUUAACAAGGCAGCAGCACCUUUCUUGUCACUUCAAACAGAAACAAAUUAUUCUAUAAAUGAUGUAGAUGCUUGUACCACAAAAAUAGUAAAUAGUGAUACAGCUAUAUUAAUAGAAAAUAACCACAAUAAGUCUGAAGAAAAUUAUCAAGAUGAUAGUUCAACAAAUAAUACUGUUGCAUCUGAAGUUGAUGCUGAUAAAGAAAGUACAGUGACAGACACAGAAGAUUUAAAUAUUAUUAAUAAUGUAGUAGAUGAACCUAGUGAUAGUAAUGAAAGUGAAAAUAGAUUUUCUGCACCGCAAACUAGACGUAUCUCAGAGAGAGAUUCUGCAAAUCACAGUCCAGUUGAUCCUAUGCUAGCUAGUCCAUCAAUGUGUCAUUUUUCAGAUAACCACAGUGAGGGCUCAAGUGACAGUGGUAAAGGAUGUUCAGAAGCAGCUAGCCCACCUCCAGCAAAUUUGAAUAUGAUCCCAUCUGAUACAGGGCUUAGAAUACAUCAAUUUAUAAUACCACAAACCUUAGUCGGUCUUUUAAUAGGAAAACAUGGCUCAUUUGUGGCCCAAAUUAAAGCCAAAACUGGUGCAAGUGUGUAUGUGAGAAGGCAUCCUGAUUCUGUUAAACAAAAGAUUUGUGCAGUAGAAGGAACUCAAAGUGAAAUAGAAGCAGCUUUAGAUGUGAUAAAAGAAAAAUUCCCAGAGAAAAGGUUUCCCAACUUUUGCAUGCAGGAAAUUAGUGCAGAAUUAUAUCAAAGACUGGCUCCAUUGGUACCAGAUUUCCUACAAUUGCAGCUUGUGGAGUCUGUGAACAAUGACACAAUAAUGACGUGCUUGGUGAGCGCGGGCCACUUCUUCCUGCAGCAACCACUGCACCCCACCUUCCCCUCACUACAUGCCCUUCACCGGCUUAUGGCCGCCACAUAUCAAAAUCCAGACGUACCGGCUUUGCCACGCCCUGUGAAAGAAGGGUCCAUAUGUGCUGCACCGACAGAAAACAAUUGGUAUCGUGCUCAAGUGAUAUCAACAUCUGAGGAGAAUGACACAUCUGUUGUGAAGCUGGUGGACUUUGGUGGAUACCUCACAGUGGACAAUGACCAGCUCAAACAGAUCCGUUCUGAUUUCAUGACUCUGCCUUUCCAGGCAACAGAAGCCCUUCUGGCGUUCGUGAAACCAGCGAAAAAUGAACCAGAGUGGAGUAAUGAGGCAUUACGCAUCAUGGCAGGACUGACCGCGGGUCAGCUUCUACACGCACAAGUCGCCGGUUACGACGAGUGCGGCCUUCCAUUAGUACAUCUUUACCUCACCUUAAAUCCACAGCAAGUGAUAUUUCUGAAUAGAGAGUUAGUGGACCGCGGCCUAGCGGAGUGGGACAUGCCGGUGGACUCGUGAGCGACGUCCCGCAGCUUGCACUCCGCUCCCGCUACUUACUUACGACUUAAUUUUAAUUUGACGCUGAUUAGCAUAAUGGGAUUGCAUUUCAAAUAUGUACAUAAACAUUAAUUUCACUACUAAACUAAGCGCUGGUAGUGCAUUAUCGAGAUGUUAAACUUAACUCUCAAUUGUUUUUAUUUUUAUGAGUUGUCUUAUUAGUUCUUAAAUUAAUAAAUGUUUACGUUCAGUUUACAAUUUGAUUUUAGAUGUAUAGUUGAUCAAGCAGAUCCUUAUUAGGUUGCCUACAUAAAUACUAAAUUCAACGACUGUAGGAAUAUGUACACCUUACAUACGUUCCGAUACUUUUAAAUUUGCGUGUUCCUUAAUUUUAUGUUACUAUUAUAUUACAUCGUUUUGUCUAAGCUCCCACAAUAGUAACGAAGACAUGCAAU